This is a messenger RNA of Hyposmocoma kahamanoa, 633 nucleotides long. RefSeq names its product trafficking protein particle complex subunit 2-like protein. Gene Ontology annotation, biological process: endoplasmic reticulum to Golgi vesicle-mediated transport. Gene Ontology annotation, cellular component: nucleus; cytoplasm; TRAPP complex. NCBI's taxonomy places the organism in Eukaryota, Metazoa, Arthropoda, Insecta, Lepidoptera, Cosmopterigidae. The record is from RefSeq and is a predicted model, not a curated record. The coding region runs from base 123 to 605 and encodes 160 amino acids. The transcript is spliced from 4 exons.
CAAACAUUUAAAAAGAUAAUUCCCGCUCCCGCUAAAAAUAGAAGAACGGAAACAACGAUAUUGAUCGAGUUAGUUGCGCAAUAUUGGUAUCACACUCUCUGUACGCCCACAUCCGGUGCUAAAUGUAUACAAAAACAAUGGCUGUGUGCGUCGCAGUUAUCGGCAAAGACAAUUCUCCACUAUACGUAGGUGGAAUAGGCAACGACACCAGUACAGAUAACGAGCUAUCCCGACAAUGGCUCAUCCACACGGCCUUAGAUGCUCUUGAAGAAAGACUUACAAGCACCAAUGCUAAUAAUGCAAGUGCCAACCCAAACGCAGUACGCACUGAUCUCCGGGAUUUGUAUUUAGGAUUAUUAUAUUCCACUGAUACACAUAAAAUCUACGGCUACGUCACAAACACACGGAUAAAGCUAGUGCUAGUAACGAGCUCCACAUCACCAAGUGGUAGUAACAUUAGAGAUGCAGAAGUGAGAACAGCUUUGCGAAGACUUCAUGCACUGUACGCAGAUGCAAUGUGCAACCCAUUUCACUUGCCAGGAGACCCUAUAACGUCGUCGAAAUUCGACAAGCAAGUCAAGAGCUUGAUGUUAAAUAAUGUAUAAUAAUGAUUAAUCUACUCAGUGAUGAAAC